AAUGGCCUAGAUACACGGCUAGGUGAAUGCGGGGGAGCUUUAGGUGUCUUCUUGGCGCCUGACCAGAGUCUUAGGGAACUCAAUUGAUCUUGAGUAGUCACUUCUCCGAGCUGCCCGUAGGAUAUGCAGGAUCACCCGCUUUCCCAAGUUCCCUCGCAAUGGUCGGACAAGGCUCCGGAGCCGGGUCGUUUCCCUCCCUGGGAGCCCUGGGUCUUCACUGGACGAGGCUCUUGUCCCGUGGCAUUCUGGGAGUGGUAGUUUCUUCUUACCAGUUCUUUGCAGGUACUCAAGUGGCUCAGACUCACAGGACUACGAUUUCCCAGACGCCCAAGCGAGCCUCUGGUCACGUGGCCAACAAGGCCGGUGGGCGGGGGCCCGGCCGGUGCUCCGCAGCUGUCUGUGACACCCGGAGCCCGCGGGUCGCCUCGGCCCCCAGAGACCCCGGCAUGGUGCGCGCGGGCGCUGUGGGGUCGCAUCUCCCCACGUCCGGUUUGGACAUCUUUGGGGACCUGAGGAAGAUGAACAAGCGCCAGCUCUAUUACCAGGUCUUAAACUUCGCCAUGAUCGUGUCUUCUGCGCUCAUGAUCUGGAAAGGCUUGAUUGUCCUCACUGGCAGCGAGAGCCCCAUCGUCGUGGUGCUAAGUGGCAGCAUGGAGCCAGCCUUUCACAGGGGCGACCUUCUGUUCCUAACAAAUUUCCGGGAAGACCCGAUUAGAGCUGGUGAAAUUGUUGUUUUUAAAGUUGAAGGACGAGACAUUCCAAUAGUUCACAGAGUAAUCAAAGUUCAUGAAAAAGAUAAUGGAGACAUCAAAUUUCUGACUAAAGGAGAUAAUAACGAAGUUGACGAUAGAGUGUACAAAGAAGGGCAAAACUGGCUCGAAAAGAAGGACGUGGUGGGAAGAGCCAGAGGGUUUUUACCGUAUGUUGGCAUGGUCACCAUAAUAAUGAAUGAUUACCCAAAAUUCAAGUAUGCUCUUCUGGCUGUAAUGGGUGCCUAUGUGUUACUAAAACGUGAAUCCUAAGAUGAAAAGCAGUUCCUGGGACCAGACCGAACUGCUAAAAAAGAGAAAAACUAAUAUAUUUGAAAUGUUCCACUUUCUGUAUAAAAGGGAACAAUGUGGAGACAUUUUUGUCUUGUUCAAAUAAAUGAUUCAUCAGGAAAGAU
Messenger RNA from Sus scrofa (pig), 1165 nucleotides. RefSeq names its product SEC11 homolog C, signal peptidase complex subunit (gene SEC11C). Gene Ontology annotation, molecular function: serine-type endopeptidase activity. NCBI's taxonomy places the organism in Eukaryota, Metazoa, Chordata, Mammalia, Artiodactyla, Suidae. The record is from RefSeq and is a predicted model, not a curated record. Gene Ontology annotation, cellular component: signal peptidase complex; membrane.